This is a messenger RNA of Sander lucioperca (pikeperch), 1104 nucleotides long. Its product is annotated as asialoglycoprotein receptor 1-like. Lineage: Eukaryota; Metazoa; Chordata; Actinopteri; Perciformes; Percidae. The record is from RefSeq and is a predicted model, not a curated record. The coding region runs from base 1 to 1104 and encodes 367 amino acids. The transcript is spliced from 4 exons.
AUGACAGUGAACAACGACCUGCGAAGAGACAACCAACUCCUGCAGGAGCACGGCGCCCGGCUUCACGGACAGAACCAACUCCUCAACAGGACUGCAGAUGAUCUGAUGUCUGUUAAUCUCGCUUUGAGCUUUGAAAGCGCCGAGCUAAUGGAGCAGAUUGGGAAUCUAACUUCUUUAAACUUACACCUCGCGCAAGAACACGAGCGGCUGGUUCGGCACACGUCUGAGCAGGAGGGCAAAGAGCUGAACACGUCUCAAACUAUCAAACAUCUGGUCGACUCCAACGCCCAGCGAGAGCAGGAGGUGCGGCGACUCUCUGACGUCAACGGCCAUCUGAGGGAUGAGCUGGUCCGAGCAAAGGAGAGGAAUCGAGAACUUCUGGAAAUCAACGACGAGUUUCGAGGAGAAGUUCAAAAUCUGAGCGAGAAGAUCGGAACUUUGUCGAGCGGCGGCUGCGUGAAGGCGUCGGAACGCAGCACACAGCUACAGGAGAGUUCGAUUCAGAAACAGAAGCAGAACCUGAGUGCCGUGUUGAUGAAGGAGAGGCGGGAAGCAGCAGAGCGAGAUGCUAGCAGGAGAAACGAGCUGCAAUCCAUAAAGGAGGCCUACAACUCCCUGGACCUCUACUGCCCUGUGGUUAAUCUCAACACAAAAGAACGGAUUUGCAAAAAGUGUCCCAACAGCUGGCAUCAGUUUGAGACCAAGUGCUACUACUUCUCCUCUCAGCAGCUGACCUGGAGCUCCAGCAGAGCCUGGUGCCAGACGCGGGGGGGCGACCUGCUCGUCAUCAACAGUCAACCAGAACAGAGGUUUAUUUUUGAGAGCAGCCGAGCUGUGGAGGCGAGCAGCAGCCGGCUGUGGAUCGGCCUGACAGACGCAGAGGAGGAGGGGGAAUGGAGCUGGGUGGAUGGCAGCCCGCUCAACUCAGAUCUUCAGUUCUGGCUGAACAGAGCGGGACUGGGGACGGAGCCUGACGACUGGAAGCUGGACGACCCUCUGGGAGAAGACUGUGGACACAUAGACACCAGUGAAAAUGCACUCAAGUCCUGGAUGGAUGGUUCCUGUAAGACACUUUACAGAUGGAUCUGUGAAAGCAAUGUUUAG